Myotis daubentonii (Daubenton's bat) is the source of this 1046-nucleotide messenger RNA. Its product is annotated as GTPase IMAP family member 7-like. The coding region runs from base 156 to 1046 and encodes 296 amino acids. Gene Ontology annotation, molecular function: GTP binding. Lineage: Eukaryota; Metazoa; Chordata; Mammalia; Chiroptera; Vespertilionidae. The transcript has 2 exons. The record is from RefSeq and is a predicted model, not a curated record.
GCUCAGUGGGUUAAAAGGAUGCAAACACUUCAUCCUUACAGUCAAAGCAAAAGCCCACACUCAAAGAGAUUCUUUGGAGAAAACCUGAGAGCUCAUCAACUCGUGGUAAAGAAGGUCUUGUGGAAGCCUAAAGCACAGAACCUCUUGAAACAAACAUGGCUGGUCUUCAGGACAACACUCUGAGGAUUGUUCUGGUGGGGAAAACUGGAAGUGGGAAAAGUGCAACAGCAAACACCAUCAUUGGGAAAAGAGAAUUUGAAUCUAAAAUUGCUCCCCACGCUGUUACCAAGAAAUGUCAGAAAGCAGAACGCCAAUGGAAGGGGAGGAACCUUCUUGUCGUGGACACCCCAGGGCUCUUUGACACCAAGGAGAAACUGCAGACCACCUGUGAGGAAAUCAGCAGGUGUGUCCUCUUCUCCUGCCCUGGGCCUCAUGCCAUCAUCCUGGUACUACAGCUCGGCCGCUACACGGAGGAGGAACAGAGAACGGUUGCAUUGAUCAAGGCCAUCUUUGGGGAGCUGGCCAUGAAGCACAUGAUCAUGUUGUUCACUCGCAAAGAUGAUUUGGAUGGUAAGACACUGAGUGACUUUUUACAGGAAUCAGAUGUGGACCUAAAAACCAUCGUCGAGGAGUGUGGGUCCCGCUGCUGUGCCUUCAAUAACAAGCAGAAUGCAGAUAAAGCUGAGAAGGAAGCUCAACUGCAGGAGCUGGUGGUGAUAAUAGAGAAAAUGGUGCGAAAGAACGGAGGGAGUCACUUUUCUGAUGCCAUAUACAAGGACACAGAUGAAAAGCUGAAACGCCAGGCAGAAGCCUUGAAGAAAAUCUAUGCUGAGCAAUUGGAGACGGAAAUUAAACUAACAGAAGAUCUAUGUAAUCAGAAGAAAAUAUCACAGGAAGCUAAAGAGAAAAAAAUAAAAGUCCUAAAGAUGAAGUAUGAAGAACGAAUUAAAGAUAUAAGGGAAGAAGCUGAAAAGAAUAUACUUGCAGAUAUUGUACAAAGGAUUAAAAAUAUGCUUUUAAAACUAUGGCAUAGGUUUUUCACAUAG